This is a messenger RNA of Pseudozyma flocculosa PF-1, 1434 nucleotides long. RefSeq lists its product as uncharacterized. Gene Ontology annotation, molecular function: translation elongation factor activity; GTPase activity; GTP binding. The transcript has a single exon. Lineage: Eukaryota; Fungi; Basidiomycota; Ustilaginomycetes; Ustilaginales; Ustilaginaceae. The record is from RefSeq and is a predicted model, not a curated record. Gene Ontology annotation, cellular component: mitochondrion. Gene Ontology annotation, biological process: mitochondrial translational elongation. Bases 1 to 1434 code for a protein of 477 amino acids.
AUGAGUCUGCUCCGAUCCCACGCUCCCAAGAGCAUCGCUCGCUCCCUUGCCGCUUCCUCGAGGUCCGUCUCGGCCUCGACUGCCGCCGCCACCCCGACCGUGGCACGCGGCUUCCAGUCCCAGGCGACUCCUGUCGGCCGCCUCGCCAGCCGCGCCAGGAUCCCCGCCGCACCGCUCGCUCCCCGCGUCGCCAUCGCCUCCCGCCUCCAGGCUCGCGGCUACGCCGCCGAGGCCGGCAAGUUCAACCGUGACAAGCCCCACAUGAACAUCGGCACCAUCGGUCACGUCGACCACGGAAAGACGACCCUCACCGCCGCCAUCACAAAGGUCCUCCACGAGGCAUCGGGCUCCGGCAAGUUCAUCGACUACGCCUCGAUCGACAAGGCGCCCGAGGAGCGCGCCCGUGGUAUCACCAUCUCCACCGCCCACGUCGAGUACGAGACCGGCAACCGUCACUACGCCCACGUCGACUGCCCCGGCCACGCCGACUACAUCCGAAACAUGAUCACCGGCGCCGCCCAGAUGGACGGCGCCAUUAUCGUCGUGUCGGCCACCGACGGACAGAUGCCCCAGACCCGCGAGCACCUGCUGCUCGCCAAGCAGGUCGGCAUCAAGAAGCUCGUCGUCUUCAUCAACAAGGUCGACCAGGUCGACGACCCCGAGAUGCUCGAGCUCGUCGAGAUGGAGAUGCGCGACCUCCUCUCCACCUACGGCUUCAACGGCGAGGAGACGCCCAUCGUCAGCGGCUCGGCCCUCGCCGCCCUCGAGGGUCGCAACCCCGAGAUUGGCGCCCAGGCCAUCACCAAGCUCAUGGAGGAGACUGACCGAUGGCUCGACAUGCCGCCCCGUGACCUCGACAAGCCAUUCCUGAUGCCCGUCGAGGACGUCUUCUCGAUCCCCGGCCGAGGCACCGUCGUCACGGGCCGUGUCGAGCGCGGCACCAUCCAGAAGGGUGCCGAAAUCGAGAUCCUCGGCCUCGGCAACACCUUCAAGACGACCCUCACCGGUAUCGAGAUGUUCCACAAGCAGCUCGACCAGGGCAUGGCCGGCGACAACAUGGGCGCGCUGCUGCGCGGCGUCAAGCGCGAGCAGGUCAAGCGCGGCCAGGUCAUGGUGAUCCCGGGCUCGAUCAAGCCCGUCAAGAAGUUCCGCGCCCAGAUCUACGUCCUCAAGAAGGAGGAGGGCGGACGCUACACGCCCUUCAUGGACAACUACCGCCCGCAGCUCUUCAUCCGCACCUCGGACGUCACCGUCGCCCUCCACCACCCGCCGGGCACCGAGGACGCCAGCGAGAAGAUGGUCAUGCCGGGCGACAACGUCGAGCUCGACGGAGAGCUGGUCCACGACAUUGCGCUCGAGGAGGGAUCGCGAUUCACCCUCCGCGAGGGCGGCAAGACGGUCGGCACCGGCAUCGUCACCAUGAUCCACGGAUAG